GGUGAAGCAAAGAGCUUCACCUGCUCUGGGGAAGAGACCUAAAUUCAUGCUUGACUCUGCCACAAUUUGCUGUGUGACUUUGGGCAAAUUGUUUACCAUCUCUGGGUCUUGAAAAAGGGGAAGGUUGGUCUAGAUAAGCUAAAGUCUCUUCCAGUUUGAAAAGUCUGAAUCUGAAGACCCCUGCUGCCUCACUGCUCCCAGCCCUGUCAUGUGUUUGGUCACCAUCUAUAUAGCUUGUGUACCUAAGGGGGAAUUCUUGAACCCAUUUUACCAGGUCUUGUCUCCCUCUCCAUCUUAACUGAGUGGAAAAGGAGAGAGUUCGGGCUAGUGGAUAGAUGAAUGCUUUUGGUGCUAGUAGCCACAAGGGUUUCCACUGUACAUCCCGUUUUAGGCCCACUUGCCCAAAACUGGUUUCUUUCAAGGAAAAAAUAUUUCAGUAAACAUUCAGCAUAGGGGGACUUUGACCUUCUCUGCCCUCCAGGCAAGAGUGGCAAUAAUCCUUGGGCAGAAUUCGUUCAACAAAUAUUGAGCAUCUACUGUGUGCCAGGGACGAAUCGGAGGAAUAAGACCUGGUCACUGCCCUCAGCACAAAACCAGGUUCUAGGAAUUCCUCCUCAAGGAUGAGGGUCCCUGAAGCCUUAGGAGGGGACAAAUGAGGGAGGAUGGGGUGUUCUGAUGCCAGCACCCACACUUAGCUGAUCCUGAGAUUCCUCUAGAGAGAGUAUAGAGCAGAUCCUGACCAGCAUAGGGUGGAGCUCCACAACCCAGAAAGCCGCCAAAGCGGUACACCUGGGCUCCUUCUAGGACCCGACAGUGCUGCCCGUUGUGCUCCUUGUCCACCUGGCUGACAAAACACCUUAGGACAUUACCCAGUUCCCGAGAUUUCUGGCCAGAGGUGGCAGACUGCUCGGGGUAGCGGAGCAGAGGGUACCAGAUUCGUCCGGCUUUUGGGAAAAGCCGACGAGAAGGUAGCGUCAAAGGACCCACGUGCGGAACAGAGGGAGCCGACACACGCGUUCCAGGGAGCGUCCCUCGGUCGAGGAGCCUGGGUUGCGCCCCUUCAAUGCAGGGGUGUCUGGAGGUGCUUUAGUCUCUACAGUCCCCUACAUGGGCGUCCCCCGGCAGUUUUGAGCCUCUAAGGGCCCUAGAGGCGCUCUUCGACGCACCCGCAGCAAUCCAUCACCACGUCCAGGUGCAGACGAUCGCCUGCCUGAGCCAAGAGCCUAAAAGCGCGCAGCGCGGGCACGCAGAGCUCAACGACGGCCCCGCCCCUUCCGCCCUCUGGGGCGGGGCUAAGCGUGGCUUACCCCGGAAGUCCGGACCCAGGCGAAAAUCAAACCAGGCUGGUGCCACUCCUUCCCGUUACAGCACGUAGCAGCAGCGUCCUGGUCUCCCGCUCCCCAGUUUGGGUUUUUCACCCCUACUCUUACGAGGUCCUGAGUCCCCACCCCAUUUCCCACAUCCCAGUUUCAGCUGCAGUUUACUGCAGAACCUGAAGCCCGGAAAGGAACUUGUUUCCUGCCCCGGUUCGCCCCUCCCUGGACCUGUGGAGGGCUAGGUGAGGUUCGCGCCCGGCUUUCCAGCCUCGCCUCCCACACGCUCCUGCCCGCCCCCUCGGGGGCCCUCCGCCGCCCGACCAUGGCCCAGAAGCCGAAGGUAGACCCGCAUGUCGACCGGCUGGGAUAUCUGCAGGCGCUGGUCACGGAAUUCCAGGAGACGGAGAGCCAAGACGCCAAGGAGCAAGUACUGGCCAACCUCGCCAACUUUGCCUAUGACCCCAGUAACUACCAGUAUCUGCGGCAGCUGCAGGUCCUGGAUUUAUUCCUCGAUUCCCUGUCGGAGGAGAAUGAAACCCUGGUGGAGUUUGCUAUUGGAGGCCUCUGCAACCUGUGCUCAGACAGGGCCAACAAGGCGCACAUCCUGCAGACAGGGGGCAUCCCCCUCAUCAUCAACUGCCUGUCUAGCCCCAACGAGGAGACUGUGCUGUCCGCUGUCACCACGAUCAUGUACCUGAGCUCGCCGGGCUCCGGCUCCCACCCCGAGCUGACGGCCGUGCCCGUGGUCCAGUGCAUGCUGCGCUUCUCCCUCUCAGCCAACGCAAGGCUCCGAAACCUGGCCCACAUCUUCCUGGAAGACUUCUGUUCCCCAAGCCAGGUGGCUGAAGCCCGCAGCUGGGGGGCUCACUCUGCUCUGGGUAUCCCACUGCCAAGGACUGAGGCCCCACAGGAGCCCUGACCCAGGGAGAGCCCAGGCCACAGCACCCUGCCUGUUGGAGACCAGACUGAAAUCCUGGUGGGGACUCAGGAGGCAGGAACAGUUCUCACUGAGCACCUUCUCCCCAGAUGGUGCUUUUUUAACCAUUUUAAAGGUGAGUUUUCUCAGCACGACAGACAUUUACACUAUGAUGAAAGGCAUCAGAAGAUGAGUGGGCAACACGUGGAGAAGGAAAUCGAAGGUGGUGCCAUUUUCACAGGUGGCCACUCUCCACCAGCUGGAGGUGCAGGUCCUGCUUCCCGGGCCGCCCUGCCAUCAGGCUUUCAACCUUGUGUAAGAAGCAACUGGGUCCCUAGAACCAAAGGCUUUGUAAAAACUGUUUCUCCUGAGGAACAGCUGUGCCUGGGGCUUAGGAGAAUUGCCUGAGCUUGAGGACAUAGACAUUAACCACACCCUUAACUGAAGUGUGUGGAGCAAUUUUAAGAACUAGAAAUGAAAAACUUUGUGGUUAAAAGUAUUUCGGGGCUUGGGGAAUGUGUGCCUACUCCAGGGCUGUGGAGGCUGGGCUUUGGGCAUGGUGGAUGCUGGCCUGGAGAACUCUGUGGCCCAGGAGUAACUGUUUAUCCACACUGGCCUCUCAUCUAGACACGUUAGGGCUUCAAAGAGGAAGAUGUGGUCUCUGCUCUUGAAUGUUGUAGCUCAGUGACUGUUAACAUGGCCAUCAGGCCUUAAGACUGAGGCCAUGAGAGUGACGACACAUCAGAACACAGGCCCAAACCCUUGGAGCUGUGUCUUCCUUCACCACCCCGUGGCCCCUGCCUGGAAGCCCUGGCACGUCUUCUCUGCCGUCAGGAUUAGUAAGGGAUCCCUGUCCCUGGAAGUGCGCUCAGGCUCAGAGGAGCUUCAGGAAGCAAGUAAGGGAUGUUCAAGGCAGUCAGAGGACCAGAUACUGACAUGAAGCCUAUGGCUUAGAGUCCAGGGCAUGCUGGUCAGCACAGGGGAAGGGGUGUGGGCCCCCGUGGAAAGUUGGGAUUCAGAGCAGUGGAACGUCCUGGCCUCCCUUUGGCAUUCCCUUAAAGUUGACCUUUUACAUGGCCAAGGAAAGGCAUAUUCGAGAGGAAUGGUAUCCAGGUGGAUAUGGAGGUGCACAGAUUAUGGGACUAAUAGACUAAGGAGAUGUGAAAGGAAGAGGGAAAGGCCUCCUUAUCAGCCUGUAUUCCAGUUGCCCCCAUGGGGCUCCUAUCCCUUUACUUCCCCAAAUAAACAGCCUGAAGAGAGCAGUGAGCCAAAGCAUUUUAUUAAAAAGGUUCCUGAUUUCCCCACCAUGCUUCCAUGCCAGCUCUCUUGGGAGGUUCCAGGUGGCUGGCAUGGUGCUGGCGGGGGUCACUGCGAUGAUGCUGCCUGUCACUCGGUUCUGCCACGGUUCCUGCUGGCCUGCCUUCCCUUCCUUAAGCUACUGUCUGCUGCCAGGGUCCUCAGCUUACUCCUGUGGCAGCCUCAGGCCGGUUCAGUCGCGCUGCAUGGUUCGCCUCUUGCUGUCUAUAAUCUCCUUCCAGUUGUCACUCCAGGAGAACAGCCGUCUCCUUGUUGGGGGCAAGACCAGGUGCUGGUUGUGGCAGCAGGUGAACAAGAUGUGCUCCCAGCGUGGGGUCUCCUCUUGGCCUGGGACAGGACAUGGGAGGAAGGCAGGAAACAUACAGUCUGUAAUCUGGUUAUUUGUGCUCCCUCUCCCUAAUCCCAGCCGGCCAGAUGCCUGGAGGUUGCUAAGGAAAAUGGCUCCCACCUUGAAUGGUGUCAUUGUCAUCAAUGAGCAGGUCCCCUAAGACCACCGUCUUGUCUCUCGUCAAGAUAAUGCGCUCCACAAACUGGGGCCCCAGGUGCUUCUCCACCCAGCGGUACUGUGUAGUGGGCACAGGUCUGUCAGUUGAGCGUGAUGGGCCCCUGAAUUCAGGGCCAGUCAGCAAGUAGGUGUGAGGGAGGGUCUACAGCCCUUGAGAGAGAUUGCUCCCCCCACCCCCGUGUUUCUGCUGGUUUGUUUUACAAAUCAGGCUUUAGGAAGUGCCGAGGCAACCGCACCUUCUCGCCCACACAGUGGUCAUAUUUCAUCAGAGGACUGGUGCAGAUGAAGACUUGGGUGCUGCAGGGAAGGUGCAAAAGUUGGACAGGGUGGUGACAGCCCUUGCUCCCCACCACCCCUCCCUCCCCACCCUUCCUCACUCCUGCAUGUCAUUCAUCUCCCGCAUGGCUUCCAAGGCUCCAGGGAUGGGCUCCAAGUCUAGGAAAAAGCCUGGGGCUUCAUACACACUGGCCACUUUGUCCUGAAAGAUACAGUGUUCCUGUCCUGGCUCUGCUCCCGGCAGAUCUCUCCAGCCCCAGCGAGGACUCUCAAAAGUAAGGUUCCUGAGGGUCUUCGGCCCCCAAAUCAGAGCCUCAGGUAGAGGAGUUUGUGUAGGGGUAAGUACUCCCCCAGACUGUCUUGUCCUGAGGUGAACUGUGGAUUCCGAAGUGAAAGCUUUGUUAAUUUUAAACAGAGAGGUGCCUCUGGACACAGAGCAGAGACAGUCCUGAUCUGACCAAAGGGAGGGCUCCCCAAUCCCAGGUGCCCUAUGAGGUUGGGGCUCCCCGCUCCCAGGUGUCCUGUGGGGCUGGGGCUCCCCGCUCCCAGAUGUCCUGUGGGGCUGGGGCUCCCCGCUCCCAGGGUCGCUCUCCACCCCCGUUCACUCCCUACCGCCAGGUCUGGGCGCAGGGCUCGGUACUGCUCGCUGGCGAGGAAGCCGCGGCGCUCUUCCAGGGGCACAUGUGGCUCCCCGGGGAAUCUUCGGCGGAAGCCCCGCAGGAGGCCGGUCUCGAAGUCGGCCAGCACGCCGUCCAUAUCCACCAGCACCCGCACGGGCCGCGUGUGCCGCGCCGCCAUCGCCAUUGCCAUCGCCGCGAGGCAGGGGACCCGGCCGGAAGCGUGGAAGCGCCGGGAGCGGGAGCCGAAGCGGAGCUGAUCGCCUACCGCUGCUUCCGGAGACCCCUGGGUGGGCGGGGCCGACCAGGGCUAAUUUGCAUGGGCCCGGUGUGCCCCGCCCUGCGGAAGGGCGAGAGCUUCCCAGGUUCCCCAGGACUCCGCGUGGCGCCGGCCUGGGUCACUUUUCUGGUCUGAGGACGCGCCCGCGUGCACAUCGGCUGCCCCCCAACUCUGUAGCAGACGUCCCCGCUCACCCCACAGAUUGCUUGGGGGCAGACCUUACAGGGGCCUGACCCGGGACUGUGCUAAAUACUGAGAAGCGGCUUCUAACAAGGAGUCAAGACUUAUAAAACCGGUGGGGUUGGCUCCAUCUUUCUUAGAAUCCAUACCUGGCCCCCAUGCUUGUGGGGACCCCAAAAGCAGAGUUCCCACGGCGUCAAGGCAGCACCAACCCAAGACUUGAAUAUGGGGGCUCCCAGUAGCUGUUUGAAGUAAAUGAAUCUGUUGAAGACCAUUGGUUCGUGUGAGCCGAGCUCCUCAGAGAUGAGUUCAUAAACCAGAGUCUGCUUGAAACAUGGGAGCAUCUAGUUUAAUCAUCCAAUCUCACUUGGAAGAGACGAUUUUCCACCAGAACCCUGUGAGCUUCCUCCCAUCUUCCUGAGAGGACUUAAGACAUUACACAUGGACCCUUUCUUCGGAGCCUUUCUUUGACCGCCCACCAUUGAGAAGUACCUUGCAAGCAUGAGGGGACUCAAAAUUUUGAAUGUUAUCACCGAGCACAGAUGGAUUGACAGCACCAAAGGAGAAUGCAACUGAACAGGUAGAACAGUGAAACAAUCUCAAAAAAAGAUGACACAGGACACAGUGUUUCAAAAUGUGUACAUUGUUUACUUUAAGCAACAAUCCAGGAUUGUGAAAGUACAACACACAUUUUAAGGAUGAGACUUUCAUUUCAUGGUCUAGCACCAGCAUCAUGCACACAGCUUCAAGUUAUCUAAGAAGAGCACUGCCCCCGUGGGGUCCGUGCACCACGAAGACCCACUUCUGUGUGGUCCCCGCCCUUGCUUCACCACCUGGAAUCCAUCAAUUUGAGUGUACAUAGAAGCCUUCCUCUGCGUGGGAGCAGCGGGCUUUGCUCAGCCAGUCAGGUUAGUAUCUGGCUUAAAGGUUUCUUAAGGUUCAGAAAGGUAAGGUUUUUUUAUUUUGUUUUUUUUUUUUUUUGCUUUGCAGGCAGCAAGGCAUGAGGCGCAGGCCUCUAUCACUCCGUAUGGCACAGAAGAUGCUUUUAGCAAAGGGCACUGACAAGUCAGGGCAACGCCAAGUAAGUUCGGCAUGAAAACAACUUUGUUUGGGGGCCUGAAGGGACAGCGCCUGUGGACUGUCUACUGGCCUGUCCAGUGCAGGCUUGGUAAACCCAAGUAAAGCUGACAAGAAAAGGGUUUUAAAAACCUCAGUACAAAAGACCCUCUUAACACAUUUAGAACCAAAUGAUUUGUUCUUAAAAACACGGUACUAAGUGUCACAAAGCUUUUCCCUCCAAUCUACUACUAGAAAACACUCAUGCCAUGGCCUACAGACCCAGAGGAAUCAGGACAGACUGUGAACCUGUUCUUCCAAAACAAAAAUAAAAUUAAAAAAAAAAAAAAGACAGCAGUACAUAAAGUGCUUCUUUUUUAAUGAAACAAAUCCAAAAAGAUGUACAGUCA
Camelus dromedarius (Arabian camel) is the source of this 6873-nucleotide messenger RNA. It is a transcript of the gene ARMC7, whose product is annotated as armadillo repeat containing 7. The coding region runs from base 1639 to 2235 and encodes 198 amino acids. NCBI's taxonomy places the organism in Eukaryota, Metazoa, Chordata, Mammalia, Artiodactyla, Camelidae. The transcript has 5 exons. Gene Ontology annotation, molecular function: protein binding. The record is from RefSeq and is a predicted model, not a curated record.